Molecule: messenger RNA, 887 nt
Organism: Ahaetulla prasina
Lineage: Eukaryota; Metazoa; Chordata; Lepidosauria; Squamata; Colubridae
Product: probable ATP-dependent RNA helicase vasa-like
Exons: 2
Coding region: 30-398 (122 amino acids)
Molecular function (GO): nucleic acid binding; zinc ion binding
Source: RefSeq, a predicted model, not a curated record
UGUAUGGCUGGUAUACCCUGGCAGCAGAGAUGGAAAUUGAACUAGCGAAGGACCGUAGCAGAAGGCAGCGCACUGGAAGACCGUACCCGGCCCAUUCUCCUGGGUGGCCCCCAAGGGACACGCCUAGACCAGAGGGAGGGAGACAACGAUCGACUGCGUGCUACAGAUGUGGAAAAGAGGGCCAUCGGGCAGCCGACUGUCGAGUGAAGUUGGUUCCAAGCACGACCCCUGGUGGUGGGAAGGAAGCAGUGAAACCAACUGCUAAGGCGCGAAAACCGGCAAAAGUGGAGGACGGCAUUGCCAAGAAGGGCACGCCCAUCCAGGAGGACCGCGAAGCGUCGACCGACACUGAUGACAGCAAAACCACAUCGGAGUCCGACGAAGACUUUCUGGACUGACGUCCUUGUUGCAGGAGGGCCGAAUGUCAGCCUCCGCUCUAAUCUUCGUAUACUUUUGAAUAGUUUAUAGCAGUAGAUAGAAUGUGAAAUGUUUAUGCUGUAUUAUCUAACAAUUAUAGGAAUCAGAUGUAUCAUAUCACUGUACAGGGUAGGGGAAGGGAGCCUAUUAUGAGUGUCGGCUGACAUAACCUUGUGGGGGGGGGAUUAACGGCUGAGGAUGAAUAACGCGGGUUUUUCCCAACUGAAACUGCAUUCCUCGAAUGACUGACAACUAGAGACCUGUGGAAGAAGAUUACCACGAGGGGCCGAGAAGGAGUUGGCAUUGGACCAGACCAGCCUGACCUCCUGAAGGAGGAGGGACAAUUGGGGGGGAUAUGAUGUGUUAGCCUUAUUCUGUCUCAGAUCCAACUUUAUACGCUGCCAUCAUGACUGUAGCUAGUAAAAGUACUUGUCUUUAAUUCAAAUGAAGUCAAGGUGUUUUCUUUCUUA